AUGAACUCUUUCUACUCGGGCUUCAACGCCAUCGCCUCCGACAGAACUGAUAAGCUCUCUAUCCCCUACCAAGGCGCCGGGUACCACUUCAGUGCGGCCCCUAGCUCGGGAACUUACCCUGUACCGCCGAGCGUCAGCGGAUCUGCAACCGAGUAUCCAAUGUUUGGGGCCCCGCAGCUGGUUCAGGCCAACAACUUCGAAUUAGAAAGUUACAUCAAAAUUGACCCCGACGAGCUGACUCUGUACUAUGCCGGCACGCAGUCCGUGCAGAUUGAGCGGCUGGAUGUGACGGCACAGCCCGUGCCGGGUGCCGACCUGUCGGGAAACUUUGCGUCCAUCCGCAUCUCUAUUUUGAAGGGCAGAUAUAGACUGCUGGUAUCUCACUUGAAGUAUGGAGUGGAUGGGAACAAGCAGAAGGCCUGGUCUGCUUGGAUGAAUGGUGUUAUAGUCGUCCUGCAGGAUUACUAUGCUUUAGGAUAUUCUGUGAGCAAAGCCAUCAUUCUCUAUUAUUAG
This is a messenger RNA of Colletotrichum orchidophilum, 513 nucleotides long. RefSeq lists its product as uncharacterized. The record is from RefSeq and is a predicted model, not a curated record. The transcript is spliced from 3 exons. The coding region runs from base 1 to 513 and encodes 170 amino acids. NCBI's taxonomy places the organism in Eukaryota, Fungi, Ascomycota, Sordariomycetes, Glomerellales, Glomerellaceae.